GACCUGACAGGCUCAAACCUUCAUUACCAUUUUCUUCAUCAUUUUGCUCAAUUCAAUCUCCAUUUUUCUAAACCUUCUAUCUCAUAUAUAAAUAAAUAAAUAAAUAAAUAUAUAACAAUGUUUGUGAAAGCAUUGUCAGCUGUUUCUCUUCCUACAAUGCAAGGAGGGGCUAGUCCUGGCCACUUGUUGAGCUCAACAUCCUCUGUUUUCCCAUGUCCAAGCAUGAACUCAUUAUCAUCAUCUUCUUCCUUUGGUCUGGCGAUUGUGCCAAAAAGACGAGGUAACGGGUUGGUGGUUUCGGCUUCACUGGAAAAUUAUGUGAAUUCGCCGCUGACCGGGGUGGUGUUCCAGCCAUUUGAAGAGGUGAAGAGAGAGGCCUUUAUGGUGCCAAUCUCUCCCCAACAUUCGCUUGCUCGUCAAAACUAUGCAGAUGAGUGUGAAGCAGGAGUCAACGAGCAGAUCAAUGUGGAGUACAAUGUGUCGUAUGUGUAUCACUCCUUGUAUGCCUACUUUGACAGAGACAAUGUUGCUCUCAAGGGCCUUGCCAAAUUUUUCAAAGAGUCAAGUGAAGAAGAAAGAGAACAUGCUGAGAAAUUUAUGGAAUACCAGAACAAACGAGGAGGAAGAGUGAAGCUACACUCAAUACUGAUGCCCCCUUCAGAAUUUGAUCAUGUUGAGAAGGGUGAUGCAUUGUAUGCAAUGGAACUAGCAUUGUCGUUGGAGAAGUUAACAAAUGAAAAGCUUCUGUGCUUGCACAAAGUGGCCUGUCAGAAUAAUGAUCCUCAAAUGGCAGAUUUUAUCGAGACUGAAUUCUUAACUGAGCAGGUAGAUGCCAUUAAGAAAAUCGCAGACUAUGUCACGCAAUUGAGACGCGUUGGAAAAGGACAUGGAGUGUGGCACUUUGAUCAGAUGCUCCUACAUGAGGGAGAUGGAACAUUUUGAAGCUUUUCACUGUUUGUUUUAUUUCUUUACCGGCCUGUGUUCUUUGUGGCAUAAGAUAAGAGGUGGUGUUAUGUAGCAAAUGUGUGUAUUAUUAUUAUGAGAAUAAACCUAGGAUCAGUGGUCAUUGUUAUUUAGAGAAUGCAUGUACUAUUGUGACGAUAAUAAAAAUGGGCUUAUACCCAGAAAUAUGGAAGUUUGUUCUGCUGAAAACAAAAUAA
This is a messenger RNA of Cornus florida, 1160 nucleotides long. Its product is annotated as ferritin-4, chloroplastic-like. The record is from RefSeq and is a predicted model, not a curated record. Gene Ontology annotation, biological process: intracellular iron ion homeostasis; iron ion transport. The transcript is spliced from 8 exons. NCBI's taxonomy places the organism in Eukaryota, Viridiplantae, Streptophyta, Magnoliopsida, Cornales, Cornaceae. Gene Ontology annotation, cellular component: cytoplasm. The coding region runs from base 118 to 942 and encodes 274 amino acids. Gene Ontology annotation, molecular function: ferric iron binding; ferrous iron binding.